UCUUGCCUCUUUCUGUGGUAACACUGCAUAAAAGGCUCAGUGCUGUACAACUUUACAUGUGGUCAAGAAUAAAUUGGUCUCUGGUUUGCUACUGACUCCAACUCCUUUCCUUGGGCUGCCAACAGAAGAGCUGAGUGAUAGAAAAAGCUAACAAUUACCUGAACCAAAGCUAUUCAACAACAAAUCUCAUCUUCAUAGAGACAUGAAAGCUGUGAUUGGACUUCAGUUAAUGCUGAUAGGAGUCUGCUGUGGUGUGGAAUCUUCCUGCAAUGCCAGAAAGAAGAACGUUCGUUGUUUUGGAGCUUUAGGAGGAACAGUGAACCUUCGGAUAAUGGAUAAGGCCUCACAACUAACGAAAUUCAUUUGGGCAAAGAAACGCUCAGAGUUAUUCCGCUGGAUGACCCACAAGAUUGUAGCUCGUACAAAAGACAAUAGAUUUAGCUUUUUUCCAAAUAAUGGAACAGUUAGGAUCACUAACAUUAGAAAGCAUGACAGCGGUGAAUAUAGACUUGUUAUGUUCAAGAAAGGUAGAAAGCACAAAGGCACAAGAAAACUGAAGCUGUUUAUUGAAGCUCCUGUGUCUUCUGUCAGGCUAGUCUCUAAGUGUACGUCCUCAGGAAAGCAGAGGGUAAUUUGCUUUCCUAAAGCAGGGGACAAUCAUUCGUGCAAGUGGACUAUGAAUAAAAAACCUCUGAAAAAAACUAAAACCUUUUCUGGAAACGGUGCGAGUUGCACCAUUCUUCUAAAACCAAAGACAAAAGGUCGUUUGGUCUGCUCAAUCAAGAAUCACAUCAGUCAUUCAUUCAAAGAGAUGAAGAUAACCACCUGUGCCAAGAAAAAAUGGACGAAAUCGGGGAAGGAAAAAAAGAGGCCUUUCAAAAAAGAGUCUUUUAAAACUUCAUCAUCUGCUCAGACUCCAGAAAAGUCUCCAAAAGAGAAGAAUGGAGCUAAGAAACCAACUGUACCACCAAAUUUGUCUCCAAAAGAGAAGGAUGGGGCUAAGAAACCAACUAUCCCACCAAAAUUGUUUCCAAAGGAGAAGGAUGAGGCUAAGAAACCAAAAGUACCAAAAAAAUUGUCACCAAAAGGGAAGGAUGGGGCUAAGGAACAAACUGUCCCACCAAAACUGUCUCCAAAAGGGAAGGAAGGGUCUAAAAAACCAAGAGUACCACCUAAAUUGCCUCCAAAAGGGAAUGAUGGGGCUAAGAAACCAACUGUCUCACCAAACUUGCCUCCGAAAAAGAAAGAAGUGUCUAACAAACCAAGAGUACCACCUAAAUUGUCUCCAAAAGGGAAGGAUGGGGCUAAGAAACCCACAGUACCACCAAAAGUGUCUCCAAAAGGGAAGGAUGGGGCUAAGAAACCAACUGUCCCACCAAAACUGUCUCCAAAAGGGAAGGAAGGGUCGAACAAACCAAUAGUACCACGUAAAUUGUCUCCAAAAGGGAAGGAUGGGGCUAAGAAACCAACUGUCCCUCCAAAAUUGUCUCAAAAAGAGAAGGAUGGGGGUAAGAAACCAACUGUCCCACCAAAAUUGUCUCCAAAAGAGAAGGAUGGAGCUAAGAAACCAACAGUGCCUCCAAAAUUGUCUCCAAAAGAGGAGCAUGGGGCAAAGAAACCAACUUUUCCACCAACAUUGUCUCCAAAAGAGAAGGAUGGAGCUAAGAAACCAACAGUGCCUCCAAAAUUGUCUCCAAAAGAGAAGGAUGGGGCAAAGAAACCAACUUUUCCACCAAAAUUGUCUCAAAAAGAGACGGAUGGAGCUAAGAAACCAACAGUCCCACCAAAAUUGUCUCCAAAAGAGAAGGAUGGAGCUAAGAAACCAACAGUCCCACCAAAAUUGUCUCCAAAAGAGAAGGAUGGAGCUAAGAAACCAACAGUGCCUCCAAAAUUGUCUCCAAAAGAGGAGCAUGGGGCAAAGAAACCAACUUUUCCACCAACAUUGUCUCCAAAAGAGAAGGAUGCAGCUAAGAAACCAACAGUCUCACCAAAAUUGUCUCCAAAAGUGAAGGAUGGUGCAAUGAAACCAACAGAACCACCAAAAUUGUCUCCAAAAGAGAAGGAUGGAGCUAAGAAACCAACAGUCCCACCAAAAUUGUCUCCAAAAGAGAAGGAUGGAGCUAAGAAACCAACAGUCCCACCAAAAUUGUCUCCAAAAGAGAAGGAUGGGGCAAAGAAACCAACUUUUCCACCAAAAUUGUCUCCAAAAGAGAAGGAUGCAGCUAAGAAACCAACAGUCUCACCAAAAUUGUCUCCAAAAGUGAAGGAUGGGGCAAUGAAACCAACAGUGCCUCCAAAAUUGUAUCCAAAAGAGAAGGAUGGAACUAAGAAACCAACAGUACCACCAAAAUUGUCUCCUAAAGAGAAGGAUGGAGCUAAGAAACCAACAGUCCCUCCAAAAUUGUCUCCAAAAGAGAAGGAUGGGAAAAAGAAACCAACUUUUCCACCAAAAUUGUCUCCAAAAGAGAAGGAUGGAGCUAAGAAACCAACAGUCCCACCAAAAUUGUAUCCAAAAGAGAAGGAUGGAGCUAAGAAACCAACAGUCCCACCAAAAUUGUCUCCAAAAGAGGAGGAUGGGGCAAAGAAACCAACAGUCCCACCAAAACUGUCUCCAAAAGAGAAGAAUGGAGCUAAGAAACCAACAGUCCCACAAAAAUUGUCUCCAAAAGAGAAGGAUGGAGCUAAGAAACCAACUUUUCCACCAAAAUUGUCUCCAAAAGAGAAGGAUGGAGCUAAGAAACCAACUUUUCCACCAAAAUUGUCUCCAAAAGAGAAGGAUGGAGCUAAGAAACCAACAGUCCCACCAAAAUUGUCUCCAAAAGAGGAGGAUGGGGCAAAGAAACCAACAGUCCCACCAAAACUGUCUCCAAAAGAGAAGAAUGGAGCUAAGAAACCAACAGUCCCACAAAAAUUGUCUCCAAAAGUGAAGGAUGGUGCAAUGAAACCAACAGUACCUCCAAAAUUGUCUCCAAAAGAGAAGGAUGGAGCUAAGAAACCAACUUUUCCACCAAAAUCGUCUCCAAAAGAGACGGAUGGAGCUAAGAAACCAACAGUCCCACCAAAAUUGUCUCCAAAAGAGGAGCAUGGGGCAAAGAAACCAACAGUCCCACCAAAACUGUCUCCAAAAGAGAAGGAUGGAGCUAAGAAACCAACAGUCCCACCAAAAUUGUCUCCAAAAGAGAAGGAUGGAGCUAAGAAACCAACUUUUCCACCAAAAUUGUCUCCAAAAGAGAAGGAUGGAGCUAAGAAACCGACACACCCACCAAAAGUGUCUCCAAAAGAGAAGGAUGGAGCAACGAAACCAACAGUCCCACCAAAACUGUCUCCACAGGAAAAGGAUGGGGCUAAGAAACCAACAGUCCCACCAAAAUUGUCUCCAAAAGAGAAGGAUGGAGCUAAGAAACCAACUUUUCCACCAAAAUUGUCUCCAAAAGAGAAGGAUGGAGCUAAGAAACCAACAGUGCCUCCAAAAUUGUCUCCAAAAGAGAAGGAUGGGGCAAAGAAACCAACUGAACCACCAAAAUUGUCUCCAAAAGUGAAGGAUGGGGCAAUUAAACCAACAGAACCUCCAAAAUUGUCUCCAAAAGAGAAGGAUGGGGAAAAUAAACCAACAGUCCCACCAAAACUGUCUCCAAAAGAGAAGGAUGGGGAAAAUAAACCAACAGUCCCACCAAAACUGUCUCCAAAAGAGAAGGAUGGGGCAAAGAAACCAUCCAAACCACCAAAAUUGUCUCCAAAAGAGAAGGAUGGAGCUACGAAACCAACAGUCCCACCAAAAUUGUCUCCAAAAGAGAAGGAUGGAGCUAAGAAACCAACAGUACCUCCAAAAUUGUCUCCAAAAGAGAAGAAUGGGGCAAUGAAACCAACAGUACCACCAAAAUUAAUUCCAUCUGAGAAACCCCCAGGGACCUGAAGAACCUGCGGUAGGUGGGCUUGGGAAAAUAAGCAGAACAAAUUUUCCUGAAGACCAUACCCCCACGCUGAGUCUUCAUCUCCCAAGACCUCCAGCAUUAUCCUCAGAUCCAAGCUCAUUCAUCCCUCCAUCCCCUUCCUACAAUAAAUUUUUUAACUUAUA
Messenger RNA from Gambusia affinis (western mosquitofish), 4075 nucleotides. Its product is annotated as adhesive plaque matrix protein-like. The record is from RefSeq and is a predicted model, not a curated record. The coding region runs from base 203 to 3913 and encodes 1236 amino acids. The transcript is spliced from 64 exons. Lineage: Eukaryota; Metazoa; Chordata; Actinopteri; Cyprinodontiformes; Poeciliidae.